Molecule: messenger RNA, 816 nt
Organism: Penicillium taxi
Lineage: Eukaryota; Fungi; Ascomycota; Eurotiomycetes; Eurotiales; Aspergillaceae
Exons: 2
Coding region: 1-816 (271 amino acids)
Source: RefSeq, a predicted model, not a curated record
AUGCCUCAACUUUUCCCUGCUAAUCCAUCGGCGCUGAUGGUCAUUCGCUCCGUGACACCUAAUAUCAUCACGCACAGUUUGCCCUUUGCACGCUUUGGAAUCAUUCGAUUCGGCGGCCGUGGAACUCUGGUCCGACUUAUUACCGGAACCCUCGCUGUAUUCUCUCCUGUUAGCCUUACCCAGGAGGUGCGCCAAUCAGUUGAGUCGCUUGGUGGAAACCUGAAGUACAUCAUCGCACCGGAUCUUGAACACCACCUGAACAUCACUGCCUGGAAGAACGAAUACCCCGAUGCGGUCAUCCUGGCUCCUGAAGGUCUUUGGGAGAAGCGUCAAAAGAUUCCCGAGUUCAAGGAUACCCCAUUCGAGUAUGUCUUCAAGAAGGACGGAACUCCGCGCACAAUCUCCCAAGAGUUUGAUGCCGAGUUUUCGACCGAGUACGUGUAUGGCCAUGGGUCACAUGAACUUGUUUUCCUGCACAAGCCCUCACGUACUGUUAUUGAAGCCGACCUGGUUUUCAAUUUGCCCGCCACUGAGCAGUACUCCAAGACUGAGGAUGGUAGCACAGCCAACUUCCUCACUCGAGUGGUCGUCCCUCUGCUAUCAAUUGGAAUUCCUGCUACUUGGCAGCGUCGCUUUGCAUGGUACAUCCUCUCUUCAAAAGACCGCAACGCUUUCACCGAGUCCAUGAAGCGUAUUAUUCGGUGGGACUUUGAUCGAAUUAUUCCAUGCCACGGUGAUGUGAUUGAGACUGGUGCCAAGGAUUCGUUUCAGAAUGUGAUGGCAUUCUUCCUGCGAGAAGACAAGCGACAUGUGUGA